Culex quinquefasciatus (southern house mosquito) is the source of this 4418-nucleotide messenger RNA. RefSeq names its product G protein-coupled receptor kinase 2 (gene Gprk2). The record is from RefSeq and is a predicted model, not a curated record. Gene Ontology annotation, biological process: regulation of signal transduction; signal transduction; protein phosphorylation. The coding region runs from base 1784 to 3820 and encodes 678 amino acids. Gene Ontology annotation, molecular function: ATP binding; G protein-coupled receptor kinase activity. Gene Ontology annotation, cellular component: cytoplasm. NCBI's taxonomy places the organism in Eukaryota, Metazoa, Arthropoda, Insecta, Diptera, Culicidae. The transcript has 13 exons.
GCCUUCUCCACACGAUUCAGUCUGUAGAUGAGAGUCGUUCCGUGCCGUCGAACCUUGUGCGUGAGGUGUCUCCGUGCUUCGCUGUUCAUUGAGAUAGAUUCAUUUUCCUUCAGUGUAUAUCUCCUCCCAAAUACUUCUGGCUGGCCCAGCAGGUCGGUGAGUGGCACAGCCUGAACGUAUCCGCGCGCGCGUGUGUGUAUGUGUGAAAGCAUAUUUUGGUCCAUCAGCAGCAGCAGUGAAAAAUCGGCCAAAAUAAACGUCAUACAUUUUUCAUCGGACGGUUGGUUGCACCUCGGAGUGACCGCCAGCGGAAGGAUCCCGAUCCCGAUCCUCUGUCGGAUGCGCGAGACUGUGCAAAAGACUGUCCCACUUUGCUUCGAGUCCCUCGGCUCCUCCAGAGCAGUCGCCAGAUAGUCCCCAAAGUGUGUAGAGGAAGAAGAGAAGCAACACACACGGCGGAGCAGCGCAAAUUUGUAGAACCAGCGUCAGCGGCCAAGAGAACAGAGAGCGAAUCCAGCGAUUCCGGAGCAACAAGAGCAGAGCAAGACGUCGGGUCAACUGCUCGCUUGGAUGUGUGCUGUGGUGAAGUGUUGCGUACAGUGUUGCGAGUGUAUCCAGUGAGGGUGGUUGAGCACGACGGCAAGCAAGUGUGUUUGAGCAGGUCGAAAUAGUGUGAAGAAAAAUCCGGCACAAAAAGCGUGAAAAAAGAGGUGUUCUGGAGGCAGGAAGAGCAGGUCACAGUGGGCAGCGACGGUGAUUGAAAGUGCAAAAAUUUAGCCGAAAUUGGCCCGAAAGUGGAGUCCCGGUGCGGAAAGUGAUUGUGAACACGGUUGUGGAGGAAAAAAAACGGUGCCGACUGUGGUGGAGCACAAGUGGAUGUUGUGUACCACACCCCAAAACGAAGUGGCGCGACCGUAACCAAAGUGUGUGUCGUUCGUCGCGACGAAGAGGUGACUACCGGCCAAGAGGUGACCAAGUGUCAAACCGCGCGCAGAAGAGCGGGUGAAUCAAUCAGCGUUUGAGCUAAAACAGCCCGAAGAAAAAACCCGGAAAGUACACGGGUUCGGUCAACGACUGCAUCCAGAGUGGAGUCUCCAGACGUGCAGCAAGCCUGCUGCGAGAGUCAGAGCACUAGCCCCGAACGCGAGCGCCUCGGGUGACAUCUAAAUUGGAGCUUACAAGCAACUGCUGAUCUUGGAGUGGCCCCUUUUUGGUCGGCGCCAUCAAAACCGUCGAGUUCGAAGUUGUGUUGCGUGUGCGCUCGCUUUCCUCAACUGCGAAAUCGAAAGUGAUCCUCGGUGAGAUGUACGCGCGUUGAAGAUCGUCACGUGAGCAAUGUCUGCGCGAAUCGGUUUGGUGCACGGAUUUCGAAAGGGAACCAACUUCCAGCGGUGAAGAUCCGCGCUUGAUUAAACACGCGCGAGCUCGAGGGUGUAAUUUAGAGGUUCAGUGAAGGGGGUGAAAAAAGAUCCCGAGUGUCGUGAGGUGUGAUUUCCAAGCUGAUUGACGACGUGAUCGUACUAAUUUCCAGCAGUGUGUGCAGCGCUCAACCAGAAGAAGGAGGGCAGCUCCGUAAUUAAACCAUACUUAACAAAUUAGCAUCCCCCGCCCCCCCUUGUGCCCAACUCCUAAUCCGAUUAGGAGAACCGGCGAGAGGUGAAUCGCGACGCGAUAAAAACCAAUCAGUAGAAGGAGAAGGAGGAGGGCUCCCAACAGAGAGGAGCGCGGGAAAACAUUUUCGUGGGCGAAAUUCUAUCAACAAAAGGCCGCCAACCUGGAACUAAUGGAAUUAGAGAACAUCGUGGCCAACACGGUCUACCUGAAGGCACGCGAAGGAGGUUCCGAUAGCAAUAAGGGUAAAAGCAAAAAAUGGCGCAAAAUCCUCCAGUUCCCACACAUAUCGCAAUGUAUAGAUCUCAAAAGCAAAAUAGAUGUAAGUUAUGAUUACGUAGUCGAUCAGCAGCCCAUCGGCCGGGAGCUGUUCCACCAGUUCUGCAAAGUCAAGCGGCCACAAUAUUUUCGGUACAUCACGUUCCUGGACGACAUUGCGAGGUAUGAGAUCGCGUCGGACGAGAACCGCGGCGACCUGGUGUACGAUCUGGCCAAGCGGUACCUGGGCCUGUGCACGACGGAGGGCCAAGCCACCGAGGACAGCGGCGGCGGGGGUGGUGACGGGGACGACGGAAAGUGCGACGAUGACAGUGGCAUCGGGGCGGACACCAAGACCAAGCUCAGCAACCACGAUGACCACCACGAGCAGGGGCAGGGCCAGGGCAAGGACAAGGACAAAACCGUCAAGAACAACGGCAGCUCGGCGGGAGCUAAUCAGAACGCCACUGGGAAGGUUAGCAACUCGGCGACGGCCAUUCGGAACCCGGACGACGAUGACUUUGUGCUGGACGUGCUGAACGAUGACAUCGUGGCGCAGGUGCGGAGUAAACUGUUGGGUAGCAGCAAGGAGCUGUUUGAGGCAUCCGUGCAGGCCGUCCGAACAUUCCUCGAGGGGGAGCCGUUCCGGGAAUUCGAAGCGUCAAUGUACUUUCACAGAUACUUACAGUGGAAGUGGCUGGAAGCUCAGGCGAUUACUUACAAAACAUUUCGCAUGUACCGGGUGCUGGGCAAGGGUGGCUUCGGCGAGGUCUGCGCAUGUCAGGUCCGCGCCACCGGCAAGAUGUACGCGUGCAAAAAGCUCGAGAAGAAGCGCAUCAAGAAGCGCAAGGGCGAAUCGAUGGUGCUGAUCGAGAAGCAGAUCCUGCAGAAGAUCAACUCCCGCUUCGUGGUGAACCUGGCGUACGCGUACGAAACCAAGGACGCCCUCUGCCUGGUGCUGACGAUCAUGAACGGUGGCGAUCUCAAGUUUCACAUUUACAACAUGGGCGGGGAUCCCGGGUUCGAGCCGAACCGGGCCAAGUUCUACGCGGCGGAGGUGGUCUGCGGGUUACAGCAUUUGCACCAGAUGGGCAUCGUGUACCGGGACUGUAAACCGGAGAACAUUCUGCUGGACGACACCGGGCACGUGCGGAUAUCGGACCUGGGGUUGGCCGUGGAGAUUCCCGAGGGCGAGCUGGUACGGGGAAGGGUGGGAACCGUUGGUUACAUGGCCCCGGAGGUCAUCGACAACGAGAAGUACGCCUACUCGCCGGACUGGUUCAGCUUCGGCUGCCUGCUGUACGAGAUGAUCGAAGGUCAGGCGCCGUUCCGGGCCCGCAAGGAGAAGGUGAAACGGGAAGAGGUCGACCGACGGGUGAAGGAGGACGCCGAAAAGUACUCGCACAAGUUCAGCGAUGAAGCCAAAUCUCUGUGCCAACAACUGCUCACGAAGGCCGUCAAAAGUCGGCUCGGGUGUCGCAACGGCCGGUACGGGGCCCGCGAGGCCAAGCUACACCCGUUCUUCAACAGUAUUAACUGGAAGCGGCUCGAGGCCGGUCUGAUAGAGCCACCGUUCGUUCCCGACCCCCACGCCGUGUAUGCCAAAGACGUGCUCGACAUCGAGCAGUUCUCGACGGUAAAGGGGGUGAAUCUGGACGCGACCGACGAGAAUUUUUACUCGAAGUUCAACACCGGCUCGGUGUCGAUACCGUGGCAAAACGAGAUGCUCGAGACGGAGUGCUUCCGCGAGCUGAACGUGUUCGGCCAGGAAGAGAGCCCGACGCCGGACCUGCUGGUGAAUGCGCCCCCCGUCGUCGAGAAGCCGGGCUGCUUUCCGUUCCGGAGAAAGAAAAAGCAAUCCGCCCGGGAGAAGCCCGUCCCGUUCAACGAGAAGUUGCUCUCAUCUAGUCAAACCGGUGUCACAAUUAGCCAAACCCAGAGCGAAAGCUGAUAGUGCGAUCCGGCCCCAUCUGGAAACCACCACAUGGCAGCAGCAGCGUCAGCGUCAACAGCAUGAACGACAAAACAGUAGACAAACAAGAGAGUUGUUACAGACAAUUGAGACAGUCUCGACAAGAUUCGAGAUUCGUGCGGAACACAGUCAUUGGUUUAUUUCGGUAAGAAAGGUCUGUUGUUAUUAUUAUUUUUUUCUGCCAGACACACUCACAGAAAAGCGCGCGAAUGCGCGCCCAAGGAUUCGUUAUUUAUUUUAACAAGAAUUUAGAAUAUUUUAAAAUGAAUUUUCUUUCUGUACAUAUCGGUUUCCUGAGUAGUUGUUACGCCUGUCUCUUCGCACAAAUGUUUUAGUAGCAUUUUAAAACGACGUGAUUUUUUUUUUAACUUUUAUUACAUUAUACAAUAAGAGAUCUGCCAGCACGGGGUGGCGCAAGAGAAAGCGAGAGAGAAUGUGUAAGAAUGUACAUUGUUGCAAUGUAUUUGUAGAAUAAUUAUUGAAAACAAAAAAAAUCAAGAAACCCACACAAAAACAAAUAUCUCAUACGUGUUUUUAUAACCGAACAGAAAACAAAGCAAAAGAGUUAAACAAAAAA